Molecule: messenger RNA, 384 nt
Organism: Staurois parvus
Lineage: Eukaryota; Metazoa; Chordata; Amphibia; Anura; Ranidae
Source: the annotation of a GenBank genome assembly
UCAGUGACUUAUAGCAGGAGUGCGGCAGCAUUCUGACCCUGGGGAGAACUGACUAGGUGUCACUGACAUCCCCUGUGACACCAACACAGUGAUCAGUGCUAAUAAAAAGCACUGACACUGUACUAAUGGCACUGGGCAAGGGGUUACCAUGUGGGGAGAUCAAAGGAUUAAUUGUGUGCUCUUUUUCCUUGCGUGCUGUGUAUUGUUUUGUAUGGCUCUGCUAUGCAGAGCCAUACAAAGCAAUGUGCACGAGCUGACAAGGGAGAGAUUUGUAUUGUUUAUACACAGGUCUCUCCCCCUUUGGUAAUUCUCGGAGAUCGCCGUGUGCCGGCGGGGAAUCACAGGCCAGGACCCGGUGAUUGGCAACCGAGACCACGAAUGGUC